Messenger RNA from Rotaria socialis, 1845 nucleotides. The record is from the annotation of a GenBank genome assembly. Lineage: Eukaryota; Metazoa; Rotifera; Eurotatoria; Philodinida; Philodinidae.
AUGUCAAUGCCAAUGGAGAUUUCAAAUAAAACAUUUGAAGCUGAUAUCAAUCAAGAUGAGACUAUAGCGGUUACAAAACAGCGUCGGUUUCUAAAACAUUGUCGAAAAAUUAUGAUAGAUGAACCGAAGAAAAUAUUGUCAUUUCAAUCGUCAGAAUGGAUUAGUGCAUUUCGUUUCAAUUCAUCAUAUCCAUUAUUUACACGAGGUGAUAUUGAUGGUUUCGUGGCAUUAUUUAUCAAUAAUUUGGCAACUCUAUUAAGUGUGAUAAUGGGUUUACAACCAACAUUAGGCAAUGAUAUUGUCUAUGGCAAGAUUUUACCUGGAGUCGGACUAUCUAUGAUAUGGGGUAAUUUCUAUUAUGUUUACAUGGCUCGAAAACUUUCAUAUAAAGAAAAACGUGGUGACGUAUGUACUAUGCCGUAUGGUAUCAAUACUCCCGGUGCAUUUGCUUUCAUUUAUGUUAUUAUUCUACCGACAUACAAUCACUGUAUGCUGUCACAUGAGAAAAACUAUUGUCAAGAAAUGGCAUGGUAUGUGGCUUUGGCAAGUAAUUUCGUAACUGGCAUCAUUCUUCUACUACUAUGUUUUUUCGGUGAAUUUAUUCGAAAAAAGACACCCAGCGUUGCUCUACUUUCGUCGAUUUCUGGCCUUGGAUUUGUUUACUUGGCACUCAAUCAAUUUUUUCCUUUAGCUGCAAUACCGAUGGAAUCAUAUAUUCCGCUAGCUAUUGUAAUGCUUGGCUAUUUUGGUGGAGUAAAGUAUGGUCCUUUUCCGGUGGCAUUUUUGGCAUUAGUUACAGGUACAGCUCUUGGCUGGAUUACACCAAAGAAAAAAGUAUCUGCAGUAGUCGAAGCACUCGAUCUUGUGAAAGGCUAUCAACCAGUGUUUCCAAUUACACAAAUAUUUCAACAUUUUAAGUUCGUCAGCAGUUAUCUUUCAACAACUAUACCUACAGCUAUAUCCAUAGCAAUUGGAACAAUUCAAUGUGUUGAAUCAGCUAAACGAGCAGGUGACUUUUAUCCUACACGAGAAGUAAUGUUUGCCGACGGAGUUGGAACGUUAAUAGCUAGUUUAUUUGGAUCUGUUUUUGGCAUGACAACUUAUAUUGGCCAUCCAGCAUUUAAAAAGAUGGGUGCAAGACAAGCUUAUUCUAUCAUGAAUGGUCUUGCUUAUUUACCAUUAUGUUUUCUUGGUAUUACUGCUCUUCUCAUGUCCAUGAUUGCUAUCGUUUCAAUCAAUCCUAUUAUCAUUUUUAUCGGUUUGGUCAUAUGUGCUGACACAUUGUCUAUAACUCCGCAACGUCAUUAUCCUGCGUUUCUUCUUGGCAUCAUGUCAAUUGUAGCUGAAUGGGCUCACAGUACGAUUGUCGAUGGUGUUACUACUGCUUAUAAAAAUUUUACUGUAUCCAAUGUGGACUUCUCAAACAAUAUAACAUCUAAUAUUGUAAGUUAUCCUUACAGUGGCUUAGUUAAUUUUGCUGGUGGUUCACAAUUACAAUGUAUAUUUAUUACUGCUAUUAUGAUGUAUAUGAUCGAUCGAAAAUUUGUACAUGCAGCUUUCUGGUCUUUUCUUGCAUCAAUAUUCGCAUUUUUUGGUUUGAUUAAUUCAAGUCGAGUCGGUAUUCUUGUGAAUUAUGAUGAUAAUGGUUGGCGAUUUACAAUUGCUUAUUUGUCCAUGAGUGCAUUAUUUGGAUUAUUAGAAUUAGGACAACGACAUAAAUGGGUCAAAGAACCAGAAACAGAACCUGACGAUUUAUCAAGCAUCGAAUGGGCUGAAUGGAAACGACUACAGAAAUUAGAAGAACCAACGGGAACAACUGAUAAAAUGUCAAAAGUGGAUGUAUAA